AUGGGGGUUCAUGAAUUCCUUAUUCUGCUGCAGCUGCUGCUACUUCACCUUGGAGUCCCGGUGUGGGGCUCUCCACAAUCCCCCUUCUGUGAUAGCCACAUCCUGGAGAGGUACAUCCUUGAGGCUAAAGAAGCACAGAAUGCUACGGUAGCCUGCAUGGAAGAUUGCAGCCUGGGAGAGAACAUCACAGUCCCUGAUACCAGGGUGAACUUCCAUACCUGGAAGAAGAUGGAGAUGGGGCAGAAGGCAGGGGAGGUCUGGCAGGGGCUGACCCUGCUCUCCGAAGCUGUUCUAAAAGGGCAGGCCUUGCUGGCCAACUCCUCCCAGACACCAGUAGCUCUAAAGCUCUUUGUGGACAAAGCUGUCAGCAGCUUGAGAAGUCUCAGAUUCCUGCUUCGAGGACUGGGAGCACAGGAAGAAACUGUCUUCGUUCCAGAUGCCCCAACAGCAGUUCCAUUUCGUACCUUCACUGUUGGAACCAUGGAUAAACUUUUUCGAAUCUACUCUAAUUUCCUACGGGGAAAGCUCAAGCUGUUUUUGAGGGAAGCCUGCCAAAGAGAAGAGAGGUGA
Messenger RNA from Trichosurus vulpecula (common brushtail), 570 nucleotides. RefSeq names its product erythropoietin (gene EPO). Gene Ontology annotation, cellular component: extracellular region. Gene Ontology annotation, molecular function: cytokine activity; erythropoietin receptor binding; hormone activity. Bases 1 to 570 code for a protein of 189 amino acids. The transcript has 5 exons. Lineage: Eukaryota; Metazoa; Chordata; Mammalia; Diprotodontia; Phalangeridae. The record is from RefSeq and is a predicted model, not a curated record.